This is a messenger RNA of Cryptococcus deneoformans JEC21, 1773 nucleotides long. RefSeq lists its product as hypothetical. Gene Ontology annotation, molecular function: phosphatidylinositol-3-phosphate binding; ubiquitin binding. Gene Ontology annotation, biological process: protein transport to vacuole involved in ubiquitin-dependent protein catabolic process via the multivesicular body sorting pathway. Lineage: Eukaryota; Fungi; Basidiomycota; Tremellomycetes; Tremellales; Cryptococcaceae. The coding region runs from base 48 to 1685 and encodes 545 amino acids. The record is from RefSeq and is a predicted model, not a curated record. Gene Ontology annotation, cellular component: ESCRT II complex; late endosome membrane. The transcript has 4 exons.
AUCCACCCGCUCUAUUCGAAACAGCUUGUCUCAUUCAGGCUUGUUCAAUGACUUUGCCCUCCCCUCUCUCCGCUACCUAUUGGUCAACAUGGUCGCCAGUCCGUCCAUCGGCGACCGUGAUAGAAUCUGUGCAGCGAGACCAAGGAGAAGAGUGGAUCGGCAGCUGGGAUGCCGUCGGUCUUUACGAAGCGAAUGACAAGCAGCCAGGCUACCAGACAAUAUCUUUACACAUAACUACCCACCGUCUCAUACUCAUCCCAUCUGACAGUCAUUCCCCUCACGUUCCGUCACUACAAACGCAUCUGUCGUAUGUGCGUAACACCGAAUAUUACUCUGGGUUUAUGCGCAGCUCGCCCAAACUCACCCUCACGCUCGGAAAUCCCCAGUCCAGAGACAAUGAUCCCGCAGUUGAAAGCGCUGGAACGUGGACCUGUCGGGUGUGUGGAUAUGUUAACGAGAGAAAGGGAUUGGGCAAAUCGGGCAAGUGUGGGCUAUGUGGUGUACCGUAUGCUCAAGCUGUGGCAUCACCCAGUGUAUCGGCAACGCCCUCACGAGCUGGUACACCCAACUCAUCCGGCUUUACUCCCCCAUCGUCUACCGCCGAUGACAAAGAGGGCGAAUCAAAGGUCGCCUGUCCAGCUUGUACAUUCCUUAAUUCAGCAUUGCUGCGAAACUGCGAAAUUUGCGCUACACCUCUCCCGCGGCUCCCUCAGCUUAAUACCAUAAGGGAAAAGCCAGAGAAGCAGCAAGUCGUGAGACUAAGCUUUCGUAAAGGAGGAGAUAAAGAGGCAUACAAAAAACUCUCGAGUGUCCUUGGAGACAAGGCCUGGGAACGUGAAGGACGCUCUAGUGCUCAAACUACGAGCUCUAACGGCGAGAGGUCAGGGGCUGGUAUCGAUGGCAUCCUUCAGUCGAUUGAUUUAUCGGCCAAAGCCCAAGAUACUCACAUGCAAACAGCGUUCGCGGAUCUUGAAGCACUCAUGCUCCGUGCAGGAGAGAUGGUUCGCCUAGCACAAUCUCUCAAUCAGAAGCUCUCAUCGCAACAACAAGCCGGUGCCUCAAGUCCUACCGGUUCACCCCAAGGGCAAACUACGGAGGAAGAGGCUACUAUGAUUCGUACUUCGCUCGUGCAGCUUGGUCUUGCGACACCCGCUUUAACAAAAGAGAUGGUCAAAAAUGAGCGGGCUUACCAUGAAGGGCUUGCAAAAGAGCUGGGAGGACUAUUAACUGGCAGGGACGGGGAAAGUGGGUUAAUGGUGGGCGAGGGAGGAAGAGGGGUCGUGGCAUUAGAUGAGGUUUGGGGGUUGUGGAUGCGCGCCAGGGGCGUUGCAUUGUUAUCACCACAAGCUCUGAUUGAUACGUUACCUUACCUUCCUAACUAUACCUCCCCUUCCAUCCAUUCGCUUCGCCUCCCUUCGAGUCUCAUGGUCUUACACACUCCGACAUUUUCAACAUUAUCAAUUCUAUCUCGCACUCUCAGCCGUUUAGAACCUUCGUUCCCCAACAGCGAUCCCUUUGAGAAAUCCUUCUCCCUUCUUGAAUUUGCUUCAACCGAAUCCUUGCCUAUAGGACUCGCCCAAGAAUUUGUGGGACUCAUGGAGUCACAAGCCGGCCUGGUCAGAGACGACCAAGCUGGACAAGGGGAUGGCGGUGUUAGAUGGUAUCGGGAUAUUAUCAGCCCAUAAACUACGGGAUUGGGUACUUUCACAUCUACAUGUCCAGUUGUAUGACUUGAUCUGUUGUACGAUUAUUAUAACGCGAUUCAAUGCUGCA